AUACUUUUUAGAUGACCCAAUAAUUCUUGCUUCAUUUAUAAAUUAUAUGAAAAAAUGCAUGUUCCAGUUUACACUAUCUAUCACUGAGGAUGUGUAAAUUAUCCGAUAACGGUAUACAAAAAAUCGCAAACGAGUUGAAGUAUCAGGAUCCACCAAACGAGCCAAAAUUGAUCGCUCUCAAUGUGGCGGAUAACGAUAUUACAGACAUUGGUGCCGAGUAUAUCGCUGAGAUGCUUCGAACUAAUCGAUCUUUGCAGAGCGUGGUGUUAACUGGAAACAAGAUACAAGAUGACGGCGCUUCACUGAUACUUCAGGAACUUGUCAUGUAUAUUUUUGACAGUAGCGAUUAAAUUAGACAAAUUUCUUAAUUUAGGCCGCUAUCUUUAAUGAUAUGACGCGAUAGGUCCUCUUUGACUCACGAAGAAAUCGUCGGCCUUAGACGUCGCAGAUUUAUCAAGCUGGAGAGCAAGUUGGACAGUCGAGAUACUCAAGAAAGGGAACAAUGGAGAGAAAAUGGAACACGGCAAUAUCGAAAUAUGCAUCAAAAUUCUAAAAGAAUAAGUAUGUUUAGCGCUUUCCUGCAAUUUGUUUUAAAAUUCGUUUCAUGAUAGUUUUCAAAAUGCAGCGAGUCAAGAUAGUUCAUUAAAGAUGGGAAUGCCACUUAAUUCUUCGUCGAUAUCGAACAGCUCUAUUCAAAUCUCAAAAAAGCUUUCGGACAACGAUAUUGGUCAUCCAUUUACAAGAGAAACAAUAGCAAUAAACAACUGCGUGAUAACUAGUGGAAAUUUGAAUUUGCAACAUUUGAGUCUAAGUUUUAAUCGCCUGACGAAUAAAACGUUGAAGAAACUGGUGUUAUGUCUGUACUAUCAGAGUUAUAUGCUAUUAGAUGAUUACACCAGAGGGUUGCUGCAUGUAUUUUUGGAGGGUAAUGACAUCGAGAAAGAUGAAGACUGGAUAAUGUUUCAAGAACUUUUGCGUCGCAGACGACAGAAGGAUCAAACGUUGCAAGAUAUGAACUUUAAAGACUUCAAAGAUUCCAUCGCAUCGAUUGAAAGCUUACGGAGCAGAAUCAGUAUUCGUGAUUUUUCAACUGAGCUCAUCACACGUGAGGAGUGGUAUGAUCAAUGAUGCAAUUAUUCGGAGAUCUUAU
Acromyrmex echinatior (Panamanian leafcutter ant) is the source of this 1150-nucleotide messenger RNA. RefSeq lists its product as uncharacterized. The record is from RefSeq and is a predicted model, not a curated record. NCBI's taxonomy places the organism in Eukaryota, Metazoa, Arthropoda, Insecta, Hymenoptera, Formicidae.